Molecule: messenger RNA, 1347 nt
Organism: Pieris macdunnoughi
Lineage: Eukaryota; Metazoa; Arthropoda; Insecta; Lepidoptera; Pieridae
Source: the annotation of a GenBank genome assembly
AUGUCAUCUUAUAUGGCAGGUGUUUUUGAUUUAGAUUUAGAUGUGGAUACAGUUACAGUCGUUGAUUCUGAUGAAGACGAUAUUAUAGAUGUUGAUGAGGUUGACUAUGAUCCUGAACUACAUGUUAACAAUAUAGUUGAGGCUGAAGGGUCGGAAACAAUCCAACUAUCUGAAGAUAAUGUAAACCCUGGACUGUGCAAACGUCUUGGUCCUCAAGACUUUGAGUUGCGCAAAGUUUUAGGCAAAGGUGGAUAUGGAAAAGUAUUUCAAGUACGUAAAAUUACUGGGACUGAUGCUGGUGCCCAUUUUGCUAUGAAAGUUCUUAAAAAAGCUUCUAUAGUACGUAACCAAAAAGAUACUGCUCACACUAAAGCUGAGAGAAAUAUAUUAGAAGCAGUAAAGCAUCCCUUUAUAGUUGAAUUAGUUUAUGCUUUUCAAACUGGUGGUAAAUUAUAUUUAAUUCUAGAAUAUUUAAGUGGCGGAGAGUUAUUUAUGCAUCUUGAAAGAGAAGGUAUAUUUUUAGAAGACACUGCUUGCUUCUAUUUGUCUGAGAUAAUUCUAGCCUUGGAACAUUUACAUAGUUUAGGCAUAAUUUAUCGUGAUUUAAAACCAGAGAAUGUUCUCUUAGAUGCGCAAGGCCAUGUAAAACUUACAGAUUUUGGAUUGUGUAAGGAACAUAUUCAAGAAGGCAUUGUUACACAUACAUUUUGUGGAACCAUUGAAUAUAUGGCUCCUGAGAUAUUGACAAGGAGUGGUCAUGGAAAAGCUGUUGAUUGGUGGAGUCUAGGUGCUUUAAUGUACGAUAUGUUAAUUGGACAACCACCAUUCACUGGAGAUAAUCGUACAAAGACAAUAGAAAAAAUCCUUAAAGGUAAACUUAUAUUGCCCGCCUACCUCACACAAGACGCUCGCGAAUUGAUUCGACGUCUUAUGAAACGUUCCGAAACUCAGCGCUUAGGAGCUGCCGGGGCUGCCGCGGUGCGUGGACAUGCUUUCUUCAAACAUGUUCACUGGGACGAUGUAUUCGCUCGUAGAUUAGAGCCUCCUAUCAAGCCUAAAUUGACAAGUGAAGAUGAUGUAUCUCAAUUUGACACAAGAUUUACUCUACAGACUCCUAUUGAUUCACCAGAUGAAUCAACACUCAGUGAAAGCGCUAACCUAAUGUUUCAGGGAUUCACAUAUGUUGCACCAUCAGUUAUGGAUGAGAUCCACAAGCCUCGCGUAAUCAAUGCUCGCUCGCCGCGGCGUCCUAGACCUCACCACCAUACUGCCUUCACUAUUCCACCGGCUUCCCACUCACACGCUCAACCUGAAGAUCUUAUGGAUGUACAAGGUUUACCUAUAUAG